AUGGCGUCGACGGGGAAGAAGAUGAACCAGAUCCCGGCCCCGGCCGGAAGGCUCUGGGAGGCGAGCAUCCGCAAGCUCACCACCAUCCGCCGCGGCGCCGCCGCAUUCCCGGCCGCCGUCGCCGGCGUCGACGGCCUCGUCGACCCCGCCACCGGCACCAUCUCCGUCGCCUCCUCCAGCGCCAUCUACUGCGCCGACGACACGGACGGCCCAGCAGCCGCCGACGCGGAGGAGGCCAACGCCGCCGAGGAGGAUGACGCCGAGCUCGGGGAGCCCAGCCACUCGGAGCAGCUGCUGCCCAGCGGGGAGUUCUACCAGGGCGACCUGCGCGGGGACCUCCCGCACGGCCAGGGCAAGUUCCUCUGGACGGACGGCAGCAUGUACGAGGGCGCCUGGGCCCGCGGCCGCGCGGCCGGCCGGGGCAAGUUCUCCUGGCCCUCGGGCGCCACCUACGAGGGCGACCUCGCCGGCGGCUACAUGCACGGCCAGGGCACCUACAUUGGCGAGUUCGGGGACACCUUCGCGGGGCUCUGGGCCAACAACCUCCGGCACGGCCGCGGCACGCAGGCCUACGCCAACGGCGACGUCUACGACGGCCACUGGCGCGACGGCCUGCAGGACGGCCACGGCCGCUACAUCUGGCGCCAGGGCCACGAGUACAUCGGCACCUGGAAGGCCGGCGAGAUGCACGGCUGCGGGACCGUCAUAUGGGCGGACAGCGACCGCUACGACGGCUCCUGGGAGGACGGCAAGCCCAAGGGCCAGGGCACGUUCCGCUGGGCCGACGGCGGCAUGUACAUCGGCACCUGGUGCCAGGAGUCUGGUGUCACGCACGCCAAGGGCGUCUACUACCCGCCGUCCGGCGGCCCGGCCAUGCCCGUGCCCCGGGAGCCCCGCGACGCCAUCACCAAGCUGCUCGAGGAUCUCGAGGUCUGCGAGGGGAAAACGGUAUCGCUGCUGCCGUGGCAGAAGAUACUCACGUGGCCCGGGGUGGAGGCCGUGAUCCAGAAGCCCGUGUGGCGGCCGCCGGAGGUCAGUGCCGACCAAGGGAGGGUGCCGAGCGUGCGCCGGAGGAGCAGCGUGUCGGACCUGGACAGUCUCGCUGUGGGGGAUGAGGGCGGCGAGGAUGCUAGUACUCGGGCAGACAGGGCAUGGUCGCGGACGCUCUCCUGCAUCCGCGCGAAGCCGGGGAAGAAGCAGGGGGAGACCAUAUCCAAGGGGCACAGGAACUACGAGCUCAUGCUCAACUUGCAGCUGGGCAUCAGGCAUGCUGUGGGAAGGCAGUCAGCACCUACCUCAUUGGAUCUCAAAUCAUCAGCAUUUGAUCCUAAAGAGAAGGUGUGGACAAGAUUUCCGCCGGAAGGAUCGAAGCAUACGCCGCCUCACCAAUCGUGUGAUUUCCGGUGGAAGGACUACUGCCCAUUGGUUUUCAGGACAUUGCGCAAGCUCUUCGACGUCGACCCUGCAGAUUACAUGAUCUCGAUAUGCGGUGAUGAUGCACUUCUGGAACUAUCAUCACCCGGUAAAAGUGGGAGUUUCUUUUACCUCACAAAUGAUGACAAGUACAUGAUCAAAACAAUGAAGAAGGCAGAAGUUAAGGUGCUUCUUAGGAUGCUUCAACCCUAUUAUAAACAUGUCCGUGCUCAUGAAAAUACUCUUAUAACUAAGUUCUUCGGUCUGCACUGUGUUAAGAUCACAGGGGCUAUUCAGAAAAAGGUCCGGUUUGUUAUAAUGGGGAAUCUCUUCUGCUCUCACUACUCAAUCCAUCGGCGCUUCGACUUGAAAGGAUCUUCGCUUGGUCGGAUGACAGACAAACCGCUUGAUCAAAUCGACGAGACCACCACGCUCAAGGAUCUUGAUCUCAAUUUCAUUUUUCGGUUAGGAGGAUCCUGGUUCCAGGACUUCUGCAAACAAGUGGACAGAGAUUGCGAGUUGCUGGAGCAGGAGAGGAUCAUGGAUUACAGUCUUUUGGUGGGCGUUCACUUCAAAGAUCGAUGCAAAGAUAUCAGCAAUGCUGACAAUGGGACACCUACUACUGCCACCGACGACGAUGAACAGAAAAGAAAAGCACCAGAUAAACUAGGGAUUUGCAUGCACUCGAGGGUGGAGAACAUAGUGAGAAAUCCUGAAAGUGAAUCCCAGCUCAUUGGUGAGCCCACAGGCGAAUUCCAGGAUGUGAUCUUGUUCUUCGGGAUCAUUGACAUCCUGCAGGACUAUGAUAUCAGCAAGAAGCUCGAGCAUGCCUACAAAUCCAUGCAGUAUGAUCCCAACUCCAUAUCGGCGGUCGACCCGAAGCAGUACUGCAAGCGGUUCCGGGACUUCAUUUUCAGGGCUUUCGCAGAGGAUGUACAGUAG
Lolium rigidum is the source of this 2355-nucleotide messenger RNA. RefSeq names its product phosphatidylinositol 4-phosphate 5-kinase 6-like. Bases 1 to 2355 code for a protein of 784 amino acids. Gene Ontology annotation, molecular function: 1-phosphatidylinositol-4-phosphate 5-kinase activity; ATP binding. Lineage: Eukaryota; Viridiplantae; Streptophyta; Magnoliopsida; Poales; Poaceae. Gene Ontology annotation, biological process: phosphatidylinositol metabolic process. The transcript is spliced from 8 exons. The record is from RefSeq and is a predicted model, not a curated record.